CCCAAAGCCCCCGGAGGGGAAAGAAGCGGCGACGGCGGCAGUGGAAUAACCGAGCCGGAGCGUGAGCGGCCCCGGGGCGCCGUUCCCCGCGGAGGCCAUGGGCGACCCAGCCCCCGCCCGCAGCCUGGACGACAUCGACCUGUCCGCCCUGCGGGACCCUGCUGGGAUCUUUGAGCUGGUGGAAGUGGUCGGCAAUGGAACCUACGGACAGGUGUACAAGGGUCGGCAUGUCAAGACCGGGCAGCUGGCUGCCAUCAAGGUCAUGGACGUCACGGAGGACGAGGAGGAAGAGAUCAAACAGGAGAUCAAUAUGCUGAAAAAAUACUCUCACCACCGCAACAUCGCCACCUACUAUGGGGCCUUCAUCAAGAAGAGCCCCCCUGGAAACGACGACCAGCUCUGGCUGGUGAUGGAGUUCUGUGGUGCUGGCUCCGUGACUGACCUGGUGAAGAACACCAAGGGGAACGCCCUGAAGGAGGACUGCAUCGCCUACAUCUGCCGGGAGAUUCUCAGGGGUCUGGCGCAUCUCCACGCACACAAGGUGAUUCAUCGAGACAUCAAGGGGCAGAACGUGCUGCUGACCGAGAACGCUGAGGUUAAGCUAGUGGAUUUUGGGGUGAGCGCUCAGCUGGAUCGCACCGUGGGCAGGCGGAACACUUUCAUUGGGACCCCGUACUGGAUGGCCCCAGAGGUCAUUGCCUGUGAUGAGAACCCCGAUGCCACCUACGAUUACAGGAGUGACAUCUGGUCUCUAGGAAUCACAGCCAUCGAGAUGGCGGAGGGAGCCCCCCCUCUGUGCGACAUGCACCCCAUGCGAGCCCUCUUCCUCAUCCCUCGGAACCCCCCGCCCCGGCUCAAGUCCAAGAAGUGGUCGAAGAAGUUCAUCGAUUUCAUCGACACCUGUCUCAUCAAGACUUACCUGAGCCGCCCACCCACGGAGCAGCUACUCAAGUUUCCCUUCAUCCGUGACCAGCCCACAGAGCGGCAGGUCCGCAUCCAGCUCAAGGACCACAUCGACCGUUCCCGGAAGAAGCGGGGUGAGAAAGAGGAGACCGAGUACGAGUACAGCGGCAGUGAGGAGGAAGACGACAGCCACGGAGAGGAAGGAGAGCCAAGCUCCAUCAUGAACGUGCCCGGGGAGUCCACGCUGCGCCGGGAGUUCCUGCGGCUCCAGCAGGAGAACAAGAGCAACUCGGAGGCGCUGAAGCAGCAGCAGCAGCAGCAGCAGCAGCAGCAGCGCGACCCCGAGGCGCACAUCAAGCACCUGCUGCACCAGCGGCAGCGGCGCAUCGAGGAGCAGAAGGAGGAGCGGCGGCGCGUGGAGGAGCAACAGCGGCGGGAGCGGGAGCAGCGCAAGCUGCAGGAGAAGGAGCAGCAGCGGCGGCUGGAGGACAUGCAGGCCCUGCGGCGGGAGGAGGAGCGGCGGCAGGCCGAGCGGGAGCAGGAGUACAAGCGGAAGCAGCUGGAGGAGCAGCGGCAGUCGGAGCGCCUGCAGAGGCAGCUGCAGCAGGAGCACGCCUACCUCAAGUCCCUGCAGCAGCAGCAGCAGCUCCAGAAGCAGCCGCCGCAGAUCCUGCCCGGGGACAGGAAGCCCCUCUACCACUAUGGCCGGGGCGUCAACCCUGCCGACAAACCAGCCUGGGCCCGAGAGGUGGAAGAGAGAACCAGGAUGAACAAGCAGCAGAACUCUCCCUUGGCCAAGACCAAGCCGAGCAGCACGGGACCUGAGCCCCCUGCCCCCCAGGCCUCCCCCAGCCCCCCAGGACCCCUGUCCCAAACUCCUCCUAUGCAGAGGCCGGUGGAGCCCCAGGAGGGACCGCACAAGAGCCUGGUGGCACACCGGGUCCCACUGAAGCCAUAUGCAGCACCUGUACCCCGAUCCCAGUCCCUGCAGGACCAGCCCACCCGAAACCUGGCUGCCUUCCCAGCCUCCCACGACCCAGACCCUGCCGUCGCCGCACCUGCUGCCACGCCCAGUGCCCGCGGAGCUGUCAUCCGCCAGAAUUCAGACCCCACCUCUGAAGGGCCUGGGCCCAGCCCCAACCCCCCAGCCUGGGUCCGGCCAGACAAUGAGGCCCCGCCCAAGGUGCCUCAGAGGACCUCGUCCAUCGCCACUGCCCUUAACACCAGUGGGGCCGCAGGGUCCCGGCCAGCGCAGGCUGUCCGUGCCAGACCUCGCAGCAACUCCGCCUGGCAGAUCUACCUGCAAAGGCGGGCAGAGCGGGGCGCCCCCAAGCCUCCAGGGCCCCCUGCUCAGCCCCCUGGCCCGCCCAACGCCUCUAGUAACCCUGACCUCAGGAGGAGCGAUCCUGGCUGGGAGCGCUCGGACAGCGUCCUCCCGGCUUCUCAUGGGCACCUCCCGCAGGCUGGCUCGCUGGAGCGAAACCGAGUGGGAGCUACCACCAAACUGGACAGCUCCCCAGUGCUGUCCCCCGGGAACAAAGCCAAGCCCGAUGACCACCGCUCUCGGCCAGGCCGGCCCGCAGAUUUUGUGCUGCUGAAAGAGCGGACCCUGGACGAGGCCCCGCGGCCGCCCAAAAAAGCCAUGGACUACUCCUCGUCCAGCGAGGAGGUGGAGAGCAGCGAGGACGACGACGAGGAGGGCGACGGCGAGCCUGCGGAGGGCAGCAGAGACACCCCCGGGGGCCGCAGCGACGGAGACACAGACAGCGUCAGCACCAUGGUGGUCCACGACGUGGAGGAGACGGCCGGGACCCAGCCCCCCUACGGGGGCGGCACGAUGCUGGUGCAGCGCACCCCGGAGGAGGAGCGAAGCCUGCUGCACUCAGACAGCAACGGCUACACGAACCUGCCGGACGUGGUCCAGCCGAGCCACUCGCCCACCGAGAACAGCAAAGGCCAGAGCCCCCCCUCAAAGGAUGGAAGCAGUGACUACCAGUCCCGUGGCCUGGUCAAGGCCCCCGGCAAGAGCUCCUUCACCAUGUUUGUGGAUCUAGGGCUCUACCAGCCCGGAGGCAGUGGGGACACCAUCCCCAUCACAGCCCUGGUGGGUGGAGAGGGCGCUCGGCUGGAUCAGCUGCAGUACGACGUGAGGAAGGGCUCCGUGGUCAACGUGAAUCCCACCAACACCCGCGCCCACAGCGAGACCCCCGAGAUCCGCAAGUACAAGAAGCGUUUCAACUCGGAGAUCCUCUGUGCCGCCCUCUGGGGUAAGCCAGGCUGGCGAGGGCUGGUGGGCACGGAGAAUGGGCUCAGGGCAGAGCGAAAAUUGACGGGCAAGGUGUACGGCCUCAUAGGGCGGCGCCGCUUCCAGCAGAUGGACGUGCUGGAGGGGCUCAACCUGCUCAUCACCAUCUCAGGGAAGAGGAACAAACUGCGGGUGUAUUACCUGUCCUGGCUCCGGAACAAGAUUCUGCACAAUGACCCGGAAGUGGAGAAGAAGCAGGGCUGGACCACUGUGGGGGACAUGGAGGGCUGUGGCCACUACCGCGUGGUGAAGUACGAGCGCAUCAAGUUCCUGGUCAUUGCCCUGAAGAGCUCCGUGGAGGUGUAUGCCUGGGCCCCCAAGCCCUACCACAAAUUCAUGGCCUUCAAGUCCUUUGCCGACCUCCCGCACCGCCCUCUGCUGGUCGACCUCACGGUGGAGGAGGGGCAGCGGCUCAAGGUCAUCUACGGCUCCAGCGCCGGCUUCCACGCUGUGGAUGUGGACUCGGGGAACAGCUACGACAUCUACAUCCCCGUGCACAUUCAGAGCCAGAUCACACCCCACGCCAUCAUCUUCCUCCCCAACACCGACGGCAUGGAGAUGCUGCUGUGCUACGAGGACGAGGGUGUCUACGUCAACACGUACGGGCGGAUCAUCAAGGACGUGGUGCUGCAGUGGGGCGAGAUGCCCACCUCUGUGGCCUACAUCUGCUCCAACCAGAUCAUGGGCUGGGGUGAGAAAGCCAUCGAGAUCCGCUCCGUGGAGACGGGCCACCUGGACGGGGUCUUCAUGCACAAACGAGCCCAGAGGCUCAAGUUCCUGUGUGAGCGGAACGACAAGGUGUUUUUUGCCUCCGUCCGCUCUGGGGGCAGCAGCCAGGUUUACUUCAUGACUCUGAACCGGAACUGCAUCAUGAACUGGUGACGGCGCCCUGGGCUGGGGCCACCCUGCCCUGGACCCGGCUCUCCCUGCGCCAGGCUUCCCAGGCCGCCCUGCUUCCCCCUCCCUGGGCUUUUGCUUUUACUGGUUUGAUUCACUGGAGCCUGCUGGGAACGUGACCUCUGACCCCUGAUGCUUUUGUGAUCACGUGACCAUCCUCUUCCCCCAGUGUUCUCUCCCCAAGUCUGUGCCUGGCCCCAGCUUCUGGGGAGGGACACGGCUACCCCUUGGCAGGAAUCAGGGGGCCUUGCCCCGCCUCCCCUUGUGAGGAGAGUGCUUGGGGCUUGGCCCCUCCCCCCACCCCCGCUGCUGACUGGGCAGGGCCCUGGACCCCUUUAUUUGCACGUUAGGGGAGCCGGCUCCCCCCUUGAAUGUACCAGACUCUGGGGGGCGUCACCGGGCCCCGGGCUUUAGGGGAGUCUCCAGCCACUCCGGGGCAGGGGCCAUUUCCUCAUUUCUCUGAAAGCACUUUAAUGAUUCCCUCCCCCCAGGGAAUGGAGGGGGGACCCCGCCAGCCAAAACAUUCCCCCCUCUCCGACCCCCAUCUUUUCUAGCCUCUCCCUGGUGGAGGGUGGGAGCAGGGUGCUCCCGCCCCAGCCAACCCCCCCUUGCUUGCAUCUGUAUAUAGUGUGAGCAGCAAGUAGCCCUCCCUGCCCUCCCCACCUCUCCUCGAUGUAGUGGCCUUGGAUACCCCGUUUGUUAAUAAAGACAAUUCAACCAGCUCCUA
Molecule: messenger RNA, 4832 nt
Organism: Oryctolagus cuniculus (rabbit)
Lineage: Eukaryota; Metazoa; Chordata; Mammalia; Lagomorpha; Leporidae
Source: RefSeq, a predicted model, not a curated record